Molecule: messenger RNA, 1863 nt
Organism: Lates calcarifer (barramundi perch)
Lineage: Eukaryota; Metazoa; Chordata; Actinopteri; Centropomidae
Gene: dbnlb
Product: drebrin-like b
Exons: 15
Coding region: 99-1532 (477 amino acids)
Biological process (GO): neuron projection morphogenesis; positive regulation of dendritic spine morphogenesis; regulation of actin filament polymerization
Cellular component (GO): actin filament; lamellipodium; dendrite
Molecular function (GO): actin filament binding
Source: RefSeq, a predicted model, not a curated record
AGCUUCCUGCACGACUGAAAGUCAGCAUCAUCGCCACUCCUCCCAAUAGGAAGGGCGCAUCCCGGAUAGCUAGCUGGCUAGCUGAACUCAGCAUAACGAUGGCAGUUAACCUCAGCAAAAAUGGCCCUGCAUUAACAGCUGCAUAUAAAGAAGUGGUAGAUGAAAAAUCCAACACCAACUGGGCCUUGUUCACCUAUGAGGGAAACAGUAAUGAUAUCCGCCUGGCAGAAAAAGGAGAUGGAGGACUGGAGGAGUUGGUUGAGGAGCUCAACAGUGGAAAAGUGAUGUACGCUUUCUGCCGGGUUCAGGAUCCAAAUUCUGGCCUGCCUAAAUAUGUCCUCAUCAACUGGACUGGGGAAGGAGUGAAAGAUGCCAGGAAAGGAAUAUGUGCAAAUCAUGUCAGCUCCAUGGCCAAUUUUCUUAAGGGAGCCCAUGUCACAAUAAACGCCAGAGCAGAGGAGGAUGUGGAACCCGAGGCAAUCAUGCAAAAAGUGGCCAAAGCCUCAGGAGCCAACUACAGUUUCCACAAAGAGGGUUCCAGCCGCUUCCAGGACAGCGGUCCUCAGGGCCCUGUGGGCUCAGUCUACCAGAAGACCAACGCUAUGUCGGAAAUCAGGAAGACCAAUAAAGACACCUUCUGGGCACAGGCAGAGAAAGAAGAGGAGAAACGUCGGCAGGAGGAGCGGCGCAAGGCAGAGGAGGAGCGCCAGCAGCUGGAGAGAGAGAGGAAAGACAGAGAGGUCAAGGAGGCAGCACUGAGGGACAAAAGGGACAAGGAGAGGGCCUCUCAAAUCGAGCAACAAAAGAAGUACCAGGAGCAGCAGGAAACUGAGAGUAGAGACCAGGAGAAACAGCGUUGGGAGGAGCAGGAGGAGACCCAGGCAGCCCAGAGGAAAGCAGUCAGGAGAGGUGAAUCUGUGGAGAAGGCCAACGAGGCGGCUUCUCUCAUUUCUCAGCGUGCUGUGAAUCCCAGAGAGAUGUUCAAGCAGAGAGAGAGGGGAAUAACUCCCAGUGACUCAGACGUCCCCUCUGCUGCCCCCGCCAGCCCCCAGCCAGGGCGUCUGCAAAGCCCUUUUCUGUCUAAGCAAGCGUAUGUUUGUGAAGGAGCCAGUUCACCUCAGCGCCAAGCUUCACCUGUGCCAGCAGGCUCCGCCUCUCCUGUCCGCGCCACAGAGCCUGAUGUGGAUGAUGGACAGUCCAGGUGUGAGUAUGAUGAGCAGGAGGCGGCCCCCCAGGAGCAGUGGAAAGAGGAGGCACCGGCUGCCAACUCCUAUGCCCAGGAACCGGCUUAUGAAGAGCCUCCACAGGUGGAGGAGAAUAACUCAUAUGAGGUAACUGCUGAGGAGACCUCAGACAGAGGCAUCUGUGCCAGAGCCUUAUAUGACUACCAGGCUGCUGAUGACACAGAGAUCUCGUUCGAUCCCGAUGAAAUCAUCACCGGGAUCGAGAUGAUAGACGAGGGCUGGUGGCGAGGCUACGGCCCGAACGGCCAUUUCGGAAUGUUCCCUGCCAAUUACGUGGAGCUCAUCUAGCCCAGCGCGUGCCCCCCUCUCUCCCACCCCCGCCCCAACAGAUCAUCACACUGGCAGCCCUGGAGGAGCUCUGCAGUAAAACAACCCACAGCAGAGUCAGUCCUCGCACACAAGUGAUCAGGCUGAAAUGGAGCAAAUAAGCCUCCACGACACGGACCAAUGAACAGACGGUAAUUGUGGGCCAGAAGCUUUUGAAAUAUCUCCACAUUUCGAGAAAGCGAUUCCAUUAAAUUAUUGAUGAUGUUUUAAGCAACGGAUGGCUUAGUUUAGGGAUUUGUGAAGACCCAUAAGCUUACCAAACCCUCCGUGGCCCCCGCCCCCACCCCAAAAA